AGUGAGAGAGAGAAGUAUAGAGAGAGAGAGAGAGAGUGGAUCGACUCAGAUUGCCUCUGGGGCUUUGGCUGCUGCCCUGAAAUUGGUGUCUUCAAUCAAUCAAGCAAAUGGCUUUGAAUGGGAAGAAGUAGUAAAAACACACACAGGUGUAUGGUGUUGCGAAGGCAAGAAAGGGAAGAAGAGGAUCCAGAAACGACACCACGAUUCGAUACAACUUCUCUCUUCUCUUCUCUUCUACAACACUUGUGCUCUAUUCACAAACAAUCAGAUUCAAAACCAUGUCAAACACUCACCCCAUGACGACAUAGACCCUUCUCUCUACUGUACAUAUAUAUAUAUCUCUCUCUUCUGUCUCCUCCGACUUUCUAAACCAUGGCCGCUUCUUCCGUCGUCUGUUCAUGGCUCGUAGCUGCUUGCAUGUCCAUUGCUUGUGAAAAAGACGGCGGCGCCUUCUCCAAACAGUCCACGAUGCUUCAUUUCUCUCCAUCUAAGCGAUUGAGCAGUCGUUCACGACGCCGAAGGUUUUUGUCCAAAUGCGCCGCUUCUUCUGACUUCACCAAUACCCAUAUAUCCUCUUCCUUCCGUGAAUCGACCUUCCAGGGUUUGAUGACCUCUUGCUUGACCACAUUCGAGCCAUGCGAUGCUUAUAACAACUCAAAAGGCAUCUGGACUUCCGACUUGUUUGGUGACAAUGGAUUUACUUCCCUUUUCGGAUCGAGAAAUGUUCCUCUCAGUCGAAGGAAGUCCAAGAUGAUCAAUCGAGCUAUUCAUUCAGGAGAGGUGAUGGCUGUAGCUGUAGAACCGGCCAUGGACACAUCCACUAAGAAGAAACCUCCUAUAAAGCAGCGGAGAGUAGUUGUGACAGGAAUGGGGGUGGAAACACCACUUGGUAGCGAUCCAGAUGUUUUCUAUGCUAAUCUUUUAGAGGGUGUAAGUGGAGUCAGUGAGAUUGAAGCUUUUGAUUGUUCACAAUAUUCAACGAGAAUUGCUGGAGAGAUAAAGUCUUAUUCAACAGAUGGAUGGGUUGCUCCUAAACUAUCAAAGAGGAUGGACAAUUUUAUGCUAUAUAUGCUCACAGCUGGAAAGAAAGCCCUAGAAGAUGGACUAAUCACUGAUGAAGCAAUGGAUGAGAUAGAUAAAACUAGGUGUGGGGUUUUGAUUGGCUCCGCUAUGGGUGGCAUGAAGGUUUUCAAUGAUGCUAUAGAAGCUUUAAGGGUAUCUUACAGAAAGAUGAAUCCAUUUUGUGUACCUUUUGCUACAACAAACAUGGGCUCAGCAAUGCUUGCAAUGGAUCUGGGUUGGAUGGGUCCAAACUAUUCAAUAUCUACCGCUUGUGCCACAAGCAACUUCUGUAUAUUGAGUGCUGCAAAUCAUAUCAUCAGAGGUGAAGCUGACAUGAUGCUUUGUGGUGGUUCCGAUGCUGCAAUCAUACCCAUUGGAUUGGGCGGCUUUGUGGCUUGUAGGGCGCUUUCUCAAAGGAAUAGUGAUCCAACCAAAGCUUCACGACCAUGGGACACUAACCGUGAUGGAUUUGUAAUGGGAGAAGGUGCUGGUGUUUUGCUGUUGGAAGAAUUGGAGCAUGCUAAGAAAAGAGGUGCAAAAAUUUAUGCAGAGUUUCUUGGUGGCAGCUUCACUUGUGAUGCUUAUCACAUGACAGAACCUCAUCCUCAAGGAACUGGAGUUGUUUUAUGCAUAGAAAAGGCCUUAGCUCAGUCUGGGGUUUCUAGAGAGGAUGUCAACUAUAUAAACGCCCAUGCUACAUCAACACCAGCCGGAGAUCUAAAGGAGUAUGAAGCUCUCAUUCGUUGUUUCGGCCAGAAUCCCGAGCUAAGGGUUAAUUCUACAAAAUCCAUGAUUGGUCAUCUGUUAGGUGCAGCCGGAGCUGUGGAAGCAGUUGCAACCAUUCAGGCAAUAAGAACUGGAUUUGUGCAUCCAAAUAUCAAUCUUGAAAAUCCAGAUGAAGGCGUGGAUAUGAAGGUGCUGGUCGGUUCUAAGAAGGAAAGACUGGACAUUAAGGUGGCCUUGUCGAAUUCUUUCGGGUUUGGUGGGCACAACUCGUCGAUCUUAUUCGCUCCUUACAAGUAAAAGCGUAAACUACUUGUAAUCGUGUUUUGUUUUUUUAUUUUGCAAUUGGGGGGCAAAUUUGUCCUGAACUGAUGAGUUUUUGGACUUCAUCAUCAUCAUUGCUGUAACCUUUGUUUAAAGCUCAUCUUUGUAGCUGACUUAACUGAAGCAACAAUGCAAGUUUUCAAUUUCAAAUUGUAAUGGGAUUUCAACAACUUAUGUUUUCUUAAUAAACUUGUAUAUUUUGUUGGUUU
Messenger RNA from Impatiens glandulifera, 2318 nucleotides. Its product is annotated as 3-oxoacyl-[acyl-carrier-protein] synthase II, chloroplastic-like. Gene Ontology annotation, cellular component: chloroplast stroma. Gene Ontology annotation, molecular function: 3-oxoacyl-[acyl-carrier-protein] synthase activity. The transcript has 13 exons. The record is from RefSeq and is a predicted model, not a curated record. Gene Ontology annotation, biological process: fatty acid biosynthetic process. Lineage: Eukaryota; Viridiplantae; Streptophyta; Magnoliopsida; Ericales; Balsaminaceae. The coding region runs from base 373 to 2085 and encodes 570 amino acids.